GGGAGUAAGGUGAAUGCAAGGGGGGUGUGAAGGAACCAAGGGCAGUAAGGCGAAUGCAAGGGGGGGUGUGAAGUGAACCAAUAGAUAAGGUGAACGGAUAAGAACUGUGUAGGUGACCAGAGAAAAUUAACUGGGAAAAUUAAAAAAUUUAAUUUUAAGGUAAUCCUUUCAAUGGGUGUGUAUCUCCAAUCAAUUAUUGAAUCAAUCCCUCCUACUUCUGAAACAGUUCCGCUUAUUGGAAUUUACUAUGUGGCAUCUUUAGCAAUUGUGUGUCUCGCAACAGCAAUGAAUGUCUACACUCUAAACGUUCACAGGCGUGGAAUAACAAAUCAAAGUCGAGUUCCUUGGUGGAUGAGAAAAUAUAUUCUCGGUUAUUUGGCAACCAUUUUAUUUAUUCGUGUACACGAACCGGAUUCUGUCACUUUAAUUAAAGCUACAAAGACUAGACGUUCUACAAUUCGUCGUAUAAGUUUGCUGAGGGAUUUGAAGCAUAUAAAAAAUAUGGAAAAUUGUAAAGAGACGAGAACUGAUGAAAGUAGAAAUUGUGAGUGUAUGGAAAACGGGGAAGUAGAGGAGGAAAAAUUGUCGUCUUCUUUAAAUUUGAAGAGAAGACUAACAUUUGCUGAUUGUUCAGAAGAUGGUUGUAGUCCAAGAAUUGAAAGAAAAACUCGACGGUUGACUCAAUGUACUCAAGAAAGUAUUGGAGGGGAAUGUGUAACACUCGAGAAAAUGUUGAUGGAACAGGUAAUGCCUCGGUUAAAUGCCGUACGUCCUGUAAUGUCUACAGAAUUUGAAGAACGAUUCAGAAAAAUUCUCAAACGUGUUUAUCGUUCAUUGCAACAAUUUGAAAUACGUGAUGAGGUAAUUGAUGAACGCAAACGAAUUAUUUGGCAAUGGAGAACAUUGGCGUCAAUAAUUGAUCGUUUCUUACUUUUUACGUUUUCGUUUAUAACACUUUUUACCGUUACAAUUUUUAUUAUUUUUCCCAUACUUUUUCGGGAACGUCUUUUAGGGCAAAAUGAAUUUGUUUCGUAAAAAGACUAGGGUUGGGGGUUUCGAGUCAGGUCGACAUUCGAGUCAUUUUUUCGGGCCGGCCCGACCGAGUCUUUUUUCCUUAGGGACCCCAAUUCUCCGGGAUUGCCGUUUUAUCGGCUUUUUAGCCUUGCCCCCUCUUGUCUGAUUUUUUUUUCUCUCCGAUUAAAAAAAUUUUUUUCCUUCAAAAAUUCUUGAUAUUUAUACAAAACGAAAUAAAUUUCGAUCAGAGAUCGUUUUUUAAAUUCUAUCAAAAAAAAUUUUCAUUUUGCUACAGCAAUAAGGGACCGAGAAAAUUAUGCGAUU
Molecule: messenger RNA, 1338 nt
Organism: Meloidogyne enterolobii
Lineage: Eukaryota; Metazoa; Nematoda; Chromadorea; Rhabditida; Meloidogynidae
Source: the annotation of a GenBank genome assembly